CGCGGCAGGGCUCGCGCGCCUCUCAGGAACACUGGCCCUGCUACCAGAGCCCCAGGAGCCCCCAUGAGUGCCAGCAGCGGGUGUCCUGGAUAGUGAGACCCUGGCCAGUCCAGGGGCAGGGACCCCAUCAUGCCACCCAUUCUCCAGCGCCUACAGCAGGCCACCAAGAUGAUGAGCCGCAGGAAAAUCCUGCUGUUGGUGCUAGGAUGCAGUACCCUCAGCCUCCUCAUCCACCAGGGUGCACAGCUCAGCUGGUACCCCAAGCUGUUCCCUCUGAGCUGCCCGCCGCUGCAGGACUCGCCGCCGCGCCCCAAGCACAUGACCGUGGCCUUCCUGAAGACGCAUAAGACCGCGAGCACGACGGUGCAGAACAUCCUGUUCCGCUUCGCCGAGCGCCACAACCUGACGGUGGCCCUGCCGCACCCGAGCUGCGAGCACCAGUUCUGCUACCCGCGCAACUUCUCGGCGCACUUCGUGCACCCGGCCACGCGGCCGCCGCACGUGCUGGCCAGCCACCUGCGCUUCGACCGCGCGGAGCUGGAGCGCCUCAUGCCGCCGGGCACCGUCUACGUCACCAUCCUGCGCGAGCCCGCGGCCAUGUUCGAGUCCCUCUUCAGCUACUACAACCAGUACUGCCCGGCCUUCCGGCGCGUGCCCAACGCGUCGCUCGAGGCCUUCCUGCGCGCUCCCGAGGCCUACUACCGCGCGGGCGAGCACUUCGCCAUGUUCGCGCACAACACGCUCACCUACGACCUGGGCGGCGACAACGAGCGCAGCCCGCGCCGCGACGGCGCCUACCUGGCGGGCCUCAUCCGCCAGGUGGAGGAGGUCUUCUCGCUCGUCAUGAUCGCCGAGUACUUCGACGAGUCGCUCGUGCUGCUGCGGCGCCUGCUGGCCUGGGACCUGGACGACGUGCUCUACGCCAAGCUGAACGCGCGCGCCGCCAGCUCGCGCCUGCCAGUGCUGCGGCCCGCGGCGCAGAUCCGCACCAAGCAGCUGCAGCCGUGGCAGCCCAGCCGCAAGGUGGACAUCAUGGGCUACGACCUGCCCAGCGGGGACGCCGGCCCGGCCACUGAGGCCUGCCUCAAGCUGGCCAUGCCCGAGGUACAGUACUCCAACUACCUGCUGCGCAAGCAGAAGCGCCGGAUCGGUGUGCGGGCCCGGCCCGAACCGGUCCUGGACAACCCCCCGCCGCCUCGGCCCAUCCGGGCACUGCCCCGUGGACCCCAGGGCUACUGAGCUCCGGGAGUCUGGCCUGGGCGUCAGCCCUUGGGGCUACCUCCAGGCCCUGCCUCAUCAAGACCCCUACUUCCAAGGGACUUAAGCCCCACGCCGUACUUGGGGGUGCAUCGCCCUAUCUGAGCCCGCCUACCUUGGUUGGGUUGAGCCCCGCCUUCCAGGAGGGUGCUGAUAGGCCCGAUCGAGCCCCGGGCCAUCCCCUCCCCCUUCGUAACUGGGUUGUGACUUUUACUGGAGGUUUGAGGCCUAUCCAGGACUCUCCUGCCUUUUUCUGGGGUUUGAACCCUCCACCCGUCUUUUCCAAGCGGAUGAGCCCAGGCCGCAGAGAGUUCUGCCUGCCAGCCUCCCAGAGCUCUUGCUCUUCCUCACGGGGGUCAGAGGUCCCCACACCAUCUGUCUUCCAGGUUCCACCCUCACCACAGACCUAAGCUGCUCCCAGACUCCCAGAACCAAGAGUUCUUGGGUUGGGCUUUUAAUUUGUUUGGUUUUUCUUUUUUUAAUAAAAUAUCUUUAAAAUGUGCA
This is a messenger RNA of Miniopterus natalensis, 1761 nucleotides long. Lineage: Eukaryota; Metazoa; Chordata; Mammalia; Chiroptera; Miniopteridae. The record is from RefSeq and is a predicted model, not a curated record.